Arachis duranensis is the source of this 991-nucleotide messenger RNA. Its product is annotated as protein MIZU-KUSSEI 1. Bases 178 to 942 code for a protein of 254 amino acids. The record is from RefSeq and is a predicted model, not a curated record. NCBI's taxonomy places the organism in Eukaryota, Viridiplantae, Streptophyta, Magnoliopsida, Fabales, Fabaceae. Gene Ontology annotation, biological process: hydrotropism. The transcript has a single exon.
CGUGGAAUCCACAACUUAAAGUAGUUUUCUUCACACCUUCUAUAAACUCCUUCCAAAUUCAACAAACCACGAAACCAUUAAUUCAACCGGAAUUUCCCCCUAGAAAUUAAAUAUAAACCUAAUUAACCACAAAACUUUCCUUUAUUCCUCAUUAUUUCCAUUAUCUCGACUUAAGUAAUGGCACCACAACUGCCGCAGCCCCAGCCGCCGCCGCCUCCGCCUCCAAAACCACCAGUACAAAGAGAAGAUUCAGGCGCCACGGCAAAGAAGAGCUCGGCUCUCAACAUGCCGAUCUCCCUACAACCAGCAUACAGCAAGAGAAGAACUCCUUCAAGAUCCGAAAGAUUCUUUCGAAAGUUCAAGUCGACGUUCCGAUCAUUACCCAUCGUGGUGCCGCCGUGUAAUAUGCCAACAGUCCCCAGGACCCGUCCUGGAGACCUGCAGAUACACGGCGGCAAGAGAAUAACCGGUACGCUAUUCGGCCACAGAAAAUCUAGGGUUAACCUUGCAUUCCAAGAAACACCUAACACUCUCCCGUUCCUUCUCUUGGAACUGGCUAUCCCGACGGGAAAGCUGCUCCAAGACAUGGGAACUGGGAUGAAUAGAAUCGCCAUGGAGUGCGAAAAGCAGCCACGGAACGAUAAGGUUGAACUUGUUGACGAACCAUGUUGGACGAUGUUUUGCAAUGGAAAGAAAAUGGGUUAUGGGGUGAAGAGGGAACCCACGGAUGAGGACCUGAGCGUGAUGCAGCUUCUGCAUGCGGUGUCCAUGGCGGUCGGCGUGCUGCCGGAGGAGAUGUCGGACCCUCACGACGGCAAGUUCUCGUACAUGAGAGCGCAUUUCGAGCGCGUGGUUGGGUCCAAGGACUCUGAGACUUACUACAUGACGAUGCCUCAUGGGAACAAUGGACUUGAACUUACUGUGUUCUUCGUGAGGGUUUGAUUGGAGAGAAAAGUUUGAUUGUUUUUGUUGUCCAUAGGAUCUUUCGGUU